Molecule: messenger RNA, 1339 nt
Organism: Sipha flava (yellow sugarcane aphid)
Lineage: Eukaryota; Metazoa; Arthropoda; Insecta; Hemiptera; Aphididae
Product: DNA-directed RNA polymerase II subunit RPB1-like
Exons: 4
Coding region: 97-1194 (365 amino acids)
Cellular component (GO): extracellular matrix
Source: RefSeq, a predicted model, not a curated record
CCGCGUGAUCCAGGCGAUACUACUGUCCCAUCCGACCGAGCGCCGUCAACUGGUCCGAUCACGUGAAAACAGACGUACUACGUAGCACCGGAAAACAUGGCGUUUACCAUAUUUGCAAUUUCAGCAUGCCUGAUGGUCGCAGCUAAUGCCUCGCCGAUCUCCGUACCAUCCUACUACCCAUCGGAGUCUUACUCUCCGGCUCCGUCUUACUCGCCGGCUCCAACUUAUUCACCGACUCCGGCUUACACGCCAGCACCGUCGUACAGUCCAGCCCCGUCUUACAAACCAGCCCUGGCUUACAAACCAGCUCCGUCUUACAAACCGGCUCCCGCUUACAAACCGGCCCCAUCAUACUCCGCCCCGUCUUACUCAUCCCCGUCCUACUCAGCCCCAUCUUACUCAGCCCCGUCCUACUCCGCCUCCCCGGCACCUUACCAAUCGCAGGAGCCCGCGUAUCCGCCAAAGCCGUACAGCUUCGAAUACUCCGUGAACGACCCGAGCACGUACGACGUGAAGAGCCAAGCCGAGUACAGCGACGGCAAGAACGUGAAAGGCUACUACAGCCUGAUCGAGCCGGACGGCACCAAGAGGAUCGUCGAGUACACCGCUGAUGAGUACGGUUUCAAUGCUGUCGUUAAGAAAGAAGGCACCCCAUCUUACGCACCCGCAGCCCCAGCUUACAAGCCCUCCACGUACAGUGCUCCGGCCUACCCAGCUGCUCCAUCUUACCGUGCCGCCCCGGCUUACCCGUCUCAAGGAUACGCCGCACCCGCUUACGCUGCACCAAAGGCUUACGCUCCGGAACCCGCUUACGCUCCGGCCCCGUACAGUUUCGAGUAUUCCGUAAACGACCCACACACCUACGACAUCCAUAGCCAACAAGAAUCCAGCGACGGAUACGGCAACGUCAAGGGAUCCUACAGCCUUGUCGAAGCCGAUGGUUCCACCCGCGUGGUCGAGUACACCGCCGAUGACCAUAACGGUUUCAACGCUGAGGUCAAGAAAAUCGAAGGAUCAGGUUAUAAGGCACCGUACUCCGCCCCGGCUUACAAACCAGCGUACUCCGCACCAUCAUAUUCUGCCCCGGCUUACAAGCCCGCUUACUCCGCACCAGCGUACUCCGCACCAUCAUACUCCGCACCAUCAUACUCUGCACCAGCUUACUCCGCCCCAGCUUACAAGCCAGCAUACUAAUUUUCUUAGACAUGUGACUCCUACAUCUCAUAAUUUUUCUUCGACAUCUUUCCUACUUUUUCUUAUACCAUUGAGUCACUGUGUUCUGUGGUUUUAAAAUACAUCACCAUGUAAAUAUAAAUGACUAUGGAUUCUAUAUAAUUUA